Molecule: messenger RNA, 1023 nt
Organism: Dictyostelium discoideum AX4
Lineage: Eukaryota; Evosea; Eumycetozoa; Dictyosteliales; Dictyosteliaceae
Exons: 2
Coding region: 1-1023 (340 amino acids)
Source: RefSeq, a predicted model, not a curated record
AUGAUAAGACAGAUAUAUUAUUAUAAAAAAUCAUUUCCAAUAAUAAACCAUUAUACUAAAUGUUUUCUAUCAACAUCCAGUAAUGGAAUUAAUAGUGGAAAUAUAAACAUUAAAAAUAAUCGCAAUAUAAAAAUUAAUAAUGAAGUUACAACUGACAAUGAUAAUAAUAAUAAUAAUAAUAAUAAUAAUAAUAAUAAUAAUAAUAAUAAUAAUAAUAAUAAUAAUAAUUUUUUAAAAAAUGAAAAUAUAGGAAAUAUAGAAAAUAAAAAUGAAAAUAAUAAUAAUAAUUAUAAUAAUUUAAAAAAAACCGAAUCAGUUAAAAAAGAAAUUAUAGCUAUGUUUGAAGAAGAUUUAUAUGAAAAUGAAAAUCAAAGAGAAUCAAUAUUAAAAUCAUCAGAAUUUCCAGAAAAGUCAUCAAAAGAUUGGGGAGAUAGUGUUUUAAAUUAUUCACCAUAUAUUAGAAUGAUUGGAGUUAAUAAAAUAGCAAAGAUUAUUAAUCCAUUAGAGAAAUAUUUGCUUUUAAAACCUCAAGAAUAUCGUUACAACUAUUUAUUAGAUUGCGAUAAAUGGAUUGAUAAACAAGUAAUUGAAAAACAAGUACAAUCACAACUCAUCAAUUUCUUUAAAGUUUUAAAUAAACGUGAUCAACUUGAACUAAAAGAGAUCACUUCAACUUGGUUAUUUAAAAUAUUAUCAACUUGUUCCAAUCAUUUAUCAGAAUAUGAUCAAUUAAAUGUAAACUAUCAUUUCAAUAUCACAAAUUUCAUUUCAACUCAAAGAGGUUACAUUUCAUAUUCUGCCAAUAAAAUAUUUAUAACUUUUCACUUUACUUUUAAUGGUGAUUUAGGAGUUAAUGAACAUAUUUCAGCUAUAAAAAAUUUUAAAAGCUCAAUUAUUUUUGAAUCUAUAGUACCAGAAUCACAAGAAUCAUCUGAUUUCAGGUGGAAACUUUGUUUCCUUAAUCCAUCAACAAUUUCAAUGUUAUCUGUUGAAUCUAUAAUACCAUUAUUUUUAAAAAAAUAA